Geodia barretti is the source of this 3940-nucleotide messenger RNA. NCBI's taxonomy places the organism in Eukaryota, Metazoa, Porifera, Demospongiae, Tetractinellida, Geodiidae. The record is from the annotation of a GenBank genome assembly.
GCAUCCGUUUUUGGUUACCGCACUACCGCUUUCUCUAUUAGUGCGCGCUGUCUUCAUCAGCCUAUGCCUAUAUAGCUCGCUAGCUCUCUAAUGCCCGUCUCUUCGAAUGUGGCUCCUUAUUUGUGAGCGGAGCAGAUGGCGAGGAAGAAGACUCUGCUUCUCGUGUUCGCUGCAUUGCUAGUGUUCGGCGUACUGAGCCUCGUCCUGACAAACUCGGAGCUCUCGACCCUCGAACUAAGCGUGCGGCAGAAUGGUGGUGGUGGUCCCACUCACUCGCAGGUCGUUGCUGACUGGCGGAGAGAGGACAGAGACCUUUUGAGCGUCAGACGACACAAUCCCGCUGCAGCAGUUCCUCCGGGGCUGAACGUCGGCAGAGUCCUGGCCAAGUACGAUGACAAGGACGAGAGACGUGAGCAGGAGCUACAUUCAGUCAACCGACCACCGCGCAGGGACCGUGAAGAUGAACGGAUUCUGCACGAGAGGAACCUAGCCGUGGAGCUAAACCGGACGUCCCACCACGGCGACAUGCAGAAAAGACUGGAGACAUUGGGUAGACUCAAGAAUAGGGAGCUGAGGUUGGACACAGCCACGAGAGAACUGUGGCUGUACCUCAGGGACAAGCUCCGAGAUGGCGACUGGUCCAAGACUCCUGCAGAAACAGAAGACUUGAGAUCUAAGCUUCUGCACAGUGUCAAGGAGCAGCUAGAUCUGCUCUCGCUCCAUGCUUCUGACACUCAGGAUGCAAUUGAUUCCUUUAUCAGUGAAGGCUGGAGAGACACACUGGCAAGAGAAACAGCCACACUUGUGCAGAAAAGACUACACCACUUACAGAACCCUGAGAACUGCGACAAUGCGAAAAAGCUUCUGUGCCGAAUCUCCAAGCCGUGUGGUUUUGGUUGUCAGAUCCAUCACGCGGCCUACUGCUUCAUCUUUGCCUACGCCACAGAGAGGAUGCUGGUCCUGGACUCUAGUGGCUGGAGAUAUUCUGGGAAAUGGGAAGCUGUGUUCCAACCACUGGGUACCUCUAACUGCAAAGCUACGUGUCACACUGGUGGCAUUUCCCCCCUCUCUGCCCCUUUUCUGUUUCACUCACUCACGUGUGCACACACACUCACACACACACAUACACUAGAGCCCUUAGGAGCACAGCCAUGGUCGUCCUACAAAGAACCACAUCCUCCCCAAGUGAUCCAAGCACCAGCAAUAGAGUCCCUCGGCUCGAUGAGCAAGCCUUCUUUCCUACCCAUGGCCGUGCCUGCCGACCUCGUCGAGCGACUGACCUCAUUUCACGGGUACCCGUUUUUGUGGGUUGUAGGGCAAUUCCUGCAGUACCUCAUGAGGCCUUCGCAGCAGCUCGGCGAGUACCUUGAGGAGCGGCGAAAGUUUCUCAACAUCAGCCAUCCGAUUGUUGGGGUUCACAUAAGACGUACGGACAAACUCCAGCAGGAGGCAAGCUACCAUUCAGUGGAAGAGUACAUGACACAGGUAGAGGAGUGGUAUGAUAGAAGAGAGACGAUGUAUGGGAAGAAAGAAGAGAAGAGAGUGUACUUGGCUACGGACGACCAAACUGCCCUGAAUCAAGCCAUUGAGGCGUACCCAAACUACAAGUUUGUCAGCGACAAUGACGUGUCAAAGACGGCGGGUGAGCUGAGCAGCAGGUACAGCCAGAGGGGACUCUAUGGAGUGGUGCUGGACGUUGUCAUGCUCUCUGAGUGUGACUAUAUCGUCUGCACACUCUCCUCACAGGUGUGUCGGCUGGCCUAUGAGUUGAUGCAGGCCCACCACGUCGACGCCUCAAGACUCGUGUACAGCCUCGACGACGUCUACUAUUUUGGUGGGCAGCAGGAGCACGUCCUGAGGGCGAUUCACAGGAAGACAGAGAACGGGGGAGGCAACCUGGACUUUGCCAAGGGGGACCUCAUAAAGAUUGCCGGGAACCACCUCAACGGGUUCAGUCUCGGCAACAGACAGGGCGGACAUGUCCGUCGCGAACUCUUUCCGUCUUACAAAGCCGAGGAAGAGAUUAGGGUAGCAAAUUUCCCCACAUAUCCCGAGGUUUCUUGAUUUAAUUUACUGGCAUUUCAUUCCGUGAUUUUUCCCGUGUCAAUUCAACCUUUUUUGAGUCAAUUAGCUACACGAAACAGGUUACUGAUUUUUGUAAACAUGCCUGCAAUCAAAAAGGUGAUGUGCAAUUUAAAUUUUCAUUGAUCGUGACCCGCCACUGUUGAUAAAAAAUCUUUAGAUUAUAUUCUUCAAAUAUUUAUUGUACAUAUAGAGAGCGAUCUGGAAGCUGAAUAUGAUACUAAUGACAUAAAAUCCUGUUGAACCUAACCGAACAACAGUCUCCACCUGCGAGGCGGGGAAGAGGACAAAGAGAAAGAAGGCGCUGCCAAUGCCGAGACGUAUGCAACAAAAAAGCGUGGCAAACGUCCAGUCAACUGCACGCUCCACGGCUCCCGAGUACAGUCCGCCGCGCUUCAGGAACCACCUCAACUGGAGCAGGGGGUUGGUUAGCUCACUGACUCCCAGGACACCCGUGGCCUCGCAGCCGUAGCGGCCCGAGCGGAGAACGUAGCCGAAGCCGAAGAUGGAGACGGCGUGGUGCAGCAGCAUGACGAGACCCUCAGUCUUGGUCAACACGCACCAUGAAAAGUCGAAGAGGAAGUAACCCAGGGAGAGGACGAUCGUGUCCGUGUGUAGCUGUGUGUUGGGCUUGGCUAGAUUGUUCGCGUCGAACGGCCAGGGGCCAAAGAAGAACAUGGACGCGAGGCCGAGUCCGGAGAGCAGGAGGGCGUGCAGGACGGUAACCGCCCUACACGCGGACUCGGCAGUCGCCUCAGACUGGCGCAGGUGACGGAGAAAUGCCCAGAGAAGCAAGUAGAGGUUUGUCCACAGCAGAAAGGAACCUAAAAUGGCUGGCGACGCGAAAUUCGCCAUGUUUUCACGACUGCGCAUGCUCAAUCAAGCUUUUGCGGGUGCGACUCUUUACAACAGAACAUCCCGAGCCAUUUUCAUGAGUCGGCAGCUGAAGUAUGCACUCAAUACAAAAAUAACUAUCAAUAUCCCCGCAAUGAACAAGUCCAGCCCAGGGGAGAAGAAAUAGUUCACUAUUCGCACGCACCACGCCGUCCUCACGACGCUGAAGGAGACGGCAAAGAUCCAGCCAACACCUUUUUGCACAUUGCCGGAGUAAAUUCUCAUGCGCCUAAGGGCGCGCCGCAAGUAUAUGAUCGGCUCGGUCAGGACGCUGCCGCCCAAUAUGAAGACGGUGAGAUCGCCGACCGGUGUGUCCACUCCUCCAGUGCAGAGGAUGUACGACAGGACGGUGGAGGUGGAGAUGUGGUGGAGAAUUACGCUGCGGAGAUCGAUCUGGGUCGUGUGGUACAGGUGGAACCCGGCCGACCAUACCAGCAGGUCCGUGUAGACGUCGGCGUGACUUUCCGAAAGAGGGCGGGUGUAGUACAGGUAGGCGUGACACAGGACGACGGCGGUGUAGGCCGACUUGGAGUUGAGCAGCCAGCCCCAGCGACUAGCCACGCCGAGUAGACGGAGCAGUAGAUGAAGGUUUGUCCAGAUAAAGAAAGAUCCUAACACGCUCAGAGAGACGACACCAGGCUCCAGCCACAUCGUCGACGCCCAGCUAUCUACAACGGGGAAACCCCGCGGAAUUUCCCUAAAUGCGCGCUCAGUGUACAGGAAUGGGUGCGGAUGAGUAUAAUAUAUAUAGUUUUCAGAGAAUGGUUGCGCAUAGCUACAAACAACAUUUAGCCCAAGCAAGUUUUUUCCUGGACCAGAUCUGGACAGGAUGAUGAAACCCAUACACCCGACACCAGGAAACCUUCACCAGCAAUGUGAACAACUACAACACAUGCUACAACACAUGCUUUGCAAAGAGCCACAGACUUUCAUGUCUAUCAAGGCCUAUAAACCAAGACUGCCC